This is a messenger RNA of Symbiodinium natans, 1689 nucleotides long. The record is from the annotation of a GenBank genome assembly. NCBI's taxonomy places the organism in Eukaryota, Dinophyceae, Suessiales, Symbiodiniaceae.
AUGUCCGGGGGCCCCGCGUCUGGGCCGCAGUGCCAAGCUUUGGCGGUGCGGCCCUGCCGUCCGCUGCGCAAGCCACGCGUUCCCCGGGAGCUGGUGGAAGGAGCCUCGGCGAUUGCCGGCCACGCCCGGCGGACAGCAUGGGCAGAUGGCCUUUACCUGCUGGAUGACCUGGCCUUCCGCGGGCUCCAGCCCGACCAGGUGGCACGAAGCGCCGCCAUGGCGGGUGUGAGCCGUGGCGGUGUUUGGGGCCAUUCCCUGGUGCUGCUGAGCUUCCUGUGGCGCGACAAGCUGGAGGUGGACAUUAAGAGCUACAGCUCUGUGUUCAUCGGCAUCACUGCCGCUGCUCGAUGGGGUGAUGGUCUUCACCUGCUGGAGGAGCUGCGCUGGCGAGCGCGGCCAGAAGACAUUGUCGUGGUUAACAGUGGCGUGAGCUGUUUCGAGAAAGCCGGCCAUUGGCAGGGGGCCCUGAGGCUUCUUCGGCACACUGCUGCGGCUUGGAGGCUGCAACCGGACCUGGUGAGCUUCAACGCCGCUUGCUCUGCCUGCGAGAAGGGCGGCCGCUGGCGGCUGGCUUUGUGGCUCCUCACCGAGGCGAAGGAGGUCAAGCUUCAGCCGGACGUCGUCAGCGUUGCCGCCUGCAUCAGUGCCACAGAGAAAUGCUCUCAAUGGGCACCGGCGUUGACGCUGCUGCAGAGCAUGGGCUCCGAGGCGAUGGAGACCAGUGUCGUCGGGCACAACGCAGCGGUGAGUGCCUGCGAGAAGGGCUACGAGUGGGUGCGGGCCCUCGCAGUCUUGGACGCGCUUCACCGCUCGGCGGAGGAGCCCGGUGUGGUGUCCUACGCAGCCGCCACCUCUGCUUGCGAGAAGCGGCGACGCUGGGAGGUGGCGUUCCAGCUCGCGCUGGAGCUGGAGGCUUUGGGCGGAGCCCAGAACGUUGUCCUGCGAGGAAGCCUUGUCAGUGCCUGUGAGAAGGAUCGCCGCUGGGAGGAGGGCAUGUUGCUUCUGCAGGCAUUCCGCCCCUGGCGUGUAAGCCAGCAGGAGAUUGGCUUCGCUUCAGCAACCUCGGCCUGCGAGAAAGCCAAGCGCUGGCGUCAGGCGUUGGACCUGGUGCGGUAUAUGCAUCAGUGCGGGUUGCAGCCUUACAUCUUCACUGUCAACGCGGGGCUGAGCGCCCUUGAGAAGGCCGCGCGCUGGGCUCGGGGCCUGGCGCUCUUCGAUGACCUCAGGUGCUGGUCCCUGGAGGCUACUGAGACGACGUGCUCUGCGCUGAUGAGUGCAUGCGAGAAGGCCCGUCGCCUGCCAGCUGCUCUGGGCCUGCUGCAGCUCGCACGGUCAGGGGGAUGGCUGCCGCGGCCUGGCGUGAUCCACUACAAUUCGGCUCUGGCACUGUGCGGUGGCACCGGCGCAUGGGAGCUGGCUCUGGCGCUGCUGGCGAGCCUGGAGGAAGCGGCAUUGGCCCCGAGCACGGUGAGCCUGGAGCCUGUAGCCGCAGUCCUCGAGUCACAGGAGCAACUGGCCUUCCUUCCCAGGCUGCUCGAACGCACCAAUGCUUUGGGCACCCAAGCUGUGCUCCACAGGGUUGCUGAGGUUCAGCGCCGGCACCGGCGGAGCAUUGAUCGGCCUCAAAAAGCAGCAGGGGGACAUCCGAGAUGCUCCAUUUCCCCAACUUUCCUCUUCUCGAAACAAUGA